Rhizoctonia solani is the source of this 468-nucleotide messenger RNA. RefSeq names its product Retrotransposable element Tf2 protein. The transcript has a single exon. The record is from RefSeq and is a predicted model, not a curated record. NCBI's taxonomy places the organism in Eukaryota, Fungi, Basidiomycota, Agaricomycetes, Cantharellales, Ceratobasidiaceae. The coding region runs from base 1 to 468 and encodes 155 amino acids.
AUGCUUGAUGGGUCAAGCCCCCAGGCUGGUAAAAUCUGGAAAAAGGCCAAUAUGACCUUCCUAUUUGAUGGCAAGCAAAUGACAGAAACCUUCCUGAUUUGCAACACUGGAACACAUGCUGCCAUCUUAGGAAUCAAAUGGCUGGAACAACAUAAUCCUGAGAUUGAUUGGAACACACAAACCCUCUCCUUCCCACACGCACCACCAGAACACGUGGCCAUUGCCAAAGAGGAGGAAGCCAAUCAGAAACCCCUUGAAGGAGUACCCCCUAAAUACCAUCAAUACGCCAAGGUAUUUGGGGAAGAAGAAUUCAAUAAGCUUCCCCCACACCGGCAUUAUGACAUUGGGAUAGAACUCACAGAAGAAGGUCCACUCAACUCCCCUUUGUAUAGCAUGACUGACGCUGAGUCCGCCACACUCAAGGACUGGCUCAGGGACAAACUCAAGGCUGGAAAGAUCCUGUCGUAG